This is a messenger RNA of Microdochium trichocladiopsis, 750 nucleotides long. RefSeq lists its product as uncharacterized. Bases 1 to 468 code for a protein of 155 amino acids. The record is from RefSeq and is a predicted model, not a curated record. The transcript has 2 exons. NCBI's taxonomy places the organism in Eukaryota, Fungi, Ascomycota, Sordariomycetes, Xylariales, Microdochiaceae.
AUGUACCGUACCCAGUCAAAUGCCUCCAGGGCUGCCCGCCCCAGAAUUCCCACCCUCCAGAGCCCGGCAAAAGAGCUGCAGCUGCAGCCGGGCCCUGCCACAGCAGACCCUGGCCGGGCUCUCCAGGCGCAGCGAUCACUCCUGCCUGCCUCCGUCGGCUGGGUGGUGGACUCCAGAAUUACUCCAGACCAGAGCGCUGCGCUCUCGCCUACCUUAUCUAAUACCUCGUCCCCCCACGUUGCCUGCCUGCUUCCCGUCGUCAUCUUCAUUUCUCCCCCAGAUGGACCUCUGCCCGCCUGUCUGACUUGUCGUUCAGGCCUCGCUCGACGAUAUCCAGAAAGUGCGCCCGUGCCCGGUUCUAAAGGUGUAUCACACGAGCAGCGUCCCCUGCCUGGCUUCUCCAUGACGUCGGAAUCCCGGGCUCUUCUCAUCCUUGCAGCCGUCGCUGUCCAAUCGCGCCAGCCCUAGCCAGUCAGAAAGAGGCUGGGCCAGCGCCUGCAUAUCGCCCGCUCACGAUCUCUGACCUCGAGCCAGACAGCGUCGCACACUGUCGACACUUGCUUGGGUGUUCUCAAAUCCGGCUGCCGUGAGCGGCUGGCGUGUCUGAAGGCCGAGUCUAACGAGCUCCAUAAUCUGGAUCUUGCGUAUCAGUUCCUAUUACACACCAAGUUACAUUUCUCUAAACCCAAACCCCAGCCCGCACCCCAGACUUGGCUCGGCCGCCGCCCGACAUCGACGGUCGGCUCGACC